GAGUUCUCCGUCCUCGGGGAACGCGCACAUUCCUAUUGUCCAAGAUGGCGGCGCUGCUGAAGCUCCACUGAUGCAGUUUUUGUUUUUAAACCUUUUCUGGUUUUUAUCCGUAAAUGAGCCGAACGUCAGCGGAUGCCGUGGAACCGCGUUUCCCCCUGAGCCCGUCCUCCGUAGCCUCGCUCCCGCUAACGCUCCCGGAAUCCCGCUGCGGACACCGAAAAGUUUCCGAUCCGUCCUCCAGAGAAAAUGAAGCGGCAGGCCGGCAGGGAGAGCAGUCCGUCCAGGGCCAUCGCUAAACGGACACGGGAGCGGGAGAGCAGCCGCAGAGAGGAGCUGCCCCCGCCGCCGCUGGCGCUUUUACUGGCCGAGAGCAGGAGCUACCGCCGCCGGAGCCGGGAACGCGAGAAGCCGCGGCUCAGGGAGGAGAGGGCGGCCGCCCUGGAGCUCCACCACCGACAUGAGCUCAGCCUCCUCGGCCGUCCACCGCUCCGCACCUCGGCAGCAGAGCUCCCCGCCCCCCGGCCGGGCACGCUGGAGUAUAAAACGCUGCUCAUCAGUAACCUGGGCUCGCAGGUGUCGGACGAGGACGUGGAGGACUCGCUGUUUCACGAAUUUAAAAAGUUCGGGGAUGUGAGCGUGAAGCUGUCGCACACACCGGAGCUUGGCCGGAUCGCCUACGUUAACUUCCGACACCCGGAGGAUGCCAAGGAGGCCAGGCACGCCAAAUCCUCCAGGUUGGUUCUGGGAGAGCGCCAGCUGAAGAUAGAGCCCAUGUACGUACGGAGGCGGAGUGUCACCCCACCGGACGUGGGUUAUUUACCCCUCCACGCCCCCUAUCCGUACAGGCAGCGCUCCCUGUCCCCCCCUGUCCCCGGGGUCAGCAACCUCCGGGAACUGAGAGCCAGACACUACGCCCUGGAGACCCUGGGUCUGAGCAGAGACCGGGACCGGCUGCUGGACUACUAUGGGAUGCUGGAUGAGAGGGGGCGGCCCUACGGCCUGCCCCCCAUGCCAGUGGUGGAGGACUUGAAGCCGGAGGAUGACCAGCGGGCGACCAGUAACCUGUUCAUCGGUAACCUGGAUGGGAACGUGACGGAAGCUGAGCUCCGGAGGGGGUUUGAUAAAUAUGGCAUCAUUGAGGAAGUGGUGAUCAAACGCCCGGCACGUGGACAGGGCGGGGCUUAUGCGUUUGUGAAGUUUCAGAACCUGGACAUGGCCCACCGUGCCAAAGUGGCCAUGCAGGGCCGGCUGAUGGGUGGGAACCCCAUAAAGAUCGGUUACGGCAAAGCCAACCCCACCACCCGCCUCUGGGUGGGGGGGCUGGGGCCCGGGAACCCACUGGCUGCCCUGGCUCGAGAGUUUGAUCGCUUUGGCAGCAUACGGAACAUUGACUACGUGAAGGGGGACAGCUUUGCCUACAUCCAGUACGAGAGUCUGGAUGCAGCUCAGGCCGCCUGCACCCAGAUGAGGGGCUUCCCUCUGGGGGGCCCAGAGCACCGGCUCAGGGUGGACUUUGCUAAGGUGGAGGAGAGCCCGUCGCGCCCAUUUCCUCCUGGUUACCAGACGCCCGUUACACUCCCUUCCCACUAUGACCUUCUUGGAGAGGCAUACAGCCGCCAUCGCAGCCUUGAACAGGAGCUACGGGGGGCCAGGGAGCGUUCUCCCCCUGCUCACAGCCUGCUCUCCCUGAGGGAGAGGGCCCUGCUGGAGAGAGACUUUCCCAGCAGCCCCACCCGCAGCUUGGAGAGGAGGUCCGGAGGGGUGGAGGCGUUUGGGAGGAGUGGGAGAGCAGCAAGGAGUCGUAGCAAGAGCAGGGAACGUUGGCUGAAGGAGAGGGAGGAGAGGAGGAACAGGAGGAGGAGCAGUAGUCUGUCAGCAGAAAGGCAGACGGAGGAGAAGGAGGUGGGGAGGUCAAGGGUUCGUGGUGUUGGUGGAGCCGUCUCUCCUGAAGCGAGUCCGGACCGAGCUCGGGUCCGUGCUCCCGACUCCACCACAGAACCCCGAGACCAUUCCCCUGACAACGGAGGAGCUGGAAGGCAGUCCACCAACGAAGAAGAUCCUCCCUCCAGCCACCAUCACAGCAAGAGGGCCUCCAGCGAACAGCUGAACAACCACCACCAUCGGAACAGUGAGGCCAAUGCCUCGGCUUCUCCUGCAGCCCACACAGACGCCUCCUCACCCCCCGGCACGCUGUUGGAGUUUGCCCAGAGCAUGCUCUCCAGGAUGUGGAGAGGCUUGUUCACCCUGAAGAACAGCAGCUUUCCUACAGACCUGUUCCUGCUGGAGGGGGGCGUGUCCUUCUUCAACACUGUGAUGAAGGACAGCCUGAAGCAGCCGAGCAAGAAUCAGCUGAGCCAGUUAAAGAUCGCCCAGCGGCUGCGCAUGGACCAGGCCCGGCUCGAUGAGGUUUCGCGCCGCAUCAAGGUGGGCCGCCCCAAUGGCUUUGCCAUCCUGCUGGCUCUGCAGGGCCCUGUGGACCGCCAGACCCCGGGUCUGGAGCCAGGAUUGCAGGUGCGCCUGCUGCGCCACCUGGUGACGUACCUGCGGAACAAAGAGGCGGCCGGUGUGGUGAGCCUGCCCAGUGCCAAGGAGGGUGGGCCGGGCGCCAUGCUGUAUGCCUUCCCCCCAGGAGAGUUCUCUCAGCAGUUUCUGCAGACAGCCAAGAGGACUGUGGGUAAUCUGGAGGAGGAGCACAUGGUGAUCGUGAUCGUUAACGACACUAACUGAUGUACAGAACCAACACUUCCUGGUUUGAAACCUUUUAGGAUUCUGGAUUCCAGCCACACUACACACGUCACUCCGCUUCUCCCUGUGAGCCGGUGGGGUUGGCGGGAGAAGGAGGAGGAUUUUAAAAACACUCACAGGAGCGACAGCAGGUCCUCCUGCUUUUAUACUUAAGCUGUAAAAAAAAAAAAAAAAAGACACUAAACCCAGCAGGACAGUUUCUCUGCUUCUGACUUUAUUUGUUUUUAAUCACAUGGUAACGUGACACGCAGGUGUUUGUACUGUACCCCCCACCCAGGUGUUGCAUGCAGACACUUCCCUGGAGGGAUGGUUUGGUCCGCCCUUCUAAACCUUCCUGACUUCAUCCCUUCGUUGUUUUUGUUCCUCUUCGGCUCAGCGCCGCGGAGCCAGACCAACCCAGAACGUAGUCUGACCCACAAACGUGCAGAAAAUUACAGCGAAACAGGAGCAAAAACUAAAAUAUUCAACGUUGUUUUAAUUAACCUGUUGUUAACAGGAGCGGCAGCAGGUCCUCGUUAACGUUGUUUUAAUUAACUUAAUACAAUGGGACUGUCCCCUCAUGGUUUUUAAAGGUAACAAUGCUAAAAGUGACCUUUUGAAUGAAUUUCUUCAGAAGUGACCCACAUUCCUGUUCAGAUUUUCUGCAUUUUUGUGCCAACAAACCUCAGAGAAGGAAUCCAUUGUUUUUAUCAGAAGUUGGUGAAUAAGUCCGACCCGACUUCUGCUCUUGGUGCUGUCUGAAGCAGUCCUCUGUGUUUUCUCCAGUUUACAGCUGAGCUGCUGAUUGUUCCUCACACACCCGUUUAUUAAAUAUGUGGUUUCUAAA
Messenger RNA from Nothobranchius furzeri (turquoise killifish), 3571 nucleotides. RefSeq names its product RNA binding motif protein 15B (gene rbm15b). Lineage: Eukaryota; Metazoa; Chordata; Actinopteri; Cyprinodontiformes; Nothobranchiidae. Gene Ontology annotation, biological process: regulation of alternative mRNA splicing, via spliceosome. Gene Ontology annotation, cellular component: nucleus. Gene Ontology annotation, molecular function: mRNA binding. The record is from RefSeq and is a predicted model, not a curated record.